Messenger RNA from Rotaria sp. Silwood2, 1568 nucleotides. The record is from the annotation of a GenBank genome assembly. Lineage: Eukaryota; Metazoa; Rotifera; Eurotatoria; Philodinida; Philodinidae.
AUGAUCGUCUUCGCACUCGUUAUAUUGCCAAUAUCUGUUCAAUCGAUUAUUCUCAUACCUCCACAAAACAUUACAGUGACGUAUAAUAUAAAAUGCUAUUCGAGCAGCACCUACAUAAUACGUGAUGAUUAUCAACUAUGUGCUUUUCGUGUCUAUGAUGGUGGUGAAAUGUUGCAUCAACCAGUGGAGUACAUGGUACGUGAUGGUAUGUGGUAUACUAAUACAUUUCGACAAUUACUCAAGCGUUGCGAUGGAUUUCCAGCAACAUCUGAUGUUGGUAUUGGCACAUGUUCUCCGUUGCCGUAUGAAACUUUUCAGAACAUGACAAUCUGUAUUUGUGCAGAAAAUCUUUGCAAUAUUGAUAUGACUACUUGCAUGAGCUGGAAUCGCAGAAUUUCUUCACUUCAACCAUUGACAACUCUUCUGAGCGAUCUGUCAAAUCCUGUAAUAUGUUCUGAAACAGAAAAUGUGUUGUUGUUACCGAAACUAUGUACGGAGCAUCCGUUGAUUAACAUUUCAAAUUGCAUGAAUUACAUUAGGAGCAACAGUGUACUUUGCAGCAUUAGUAUAAUAGACAGUGUGAUCACUCAAGAAGCACUGAUUGCCGAUAAUUACGAACGUAUUUUAAUUGAACAAUACCAUGAAGCACGUAUGAGCGGAUAUACUCGUAGUGUUAUUUUCACGGAGACUUCAGUGCUCUUUACACACAUUACUCCUAUGUCGGAGAGCGAGGUCUGUAUCUGCAGCACAAUUCCGUAUUGCAAUGCAAAUAAUGGAACAUGUAAAGCAACGAUAGCCAAAAGUAAAACUAUAGUACCUAUCACAUCCACAUCUGCAGCGCUGUCAGCAUCAUCAUCAGACAGUAACUUAACUACCGGAAUCAUUACAAUCUCGAACAAUACUAAUUAUACCGAUACAAUUUCUUUUGUAAGCCCAUCAUCUUCAACAGCUGCAGCAAUAGCAUACAAAGAAAUCUCUGUUACACAGGUUGACAAUGGACAAAGUAGGCUAAUGUUACAUGUCAUUUUCAGAUCACUUGAUUAUUGUUUGUAUUCAAUCUAGCCCACGAACUAAGAAGAAGUAAAACAGGUCUUGGAUUUGCAGUCAUUGUUGGCAUCAGUUUCUUGGCUUUGAUCAUCAUUGUUAGCAUCAUCAGAUUUCAAAUAUACCAUCGUGAUAGUCGUGGUAGUUAUCAACUUGUACCUCAUGAUAUAUAAAUUAUUUCGUUUUGAAGCAGAACCUAUUCGAAUCUCGAAAAAAAGAUAUUUGCUUAACUUUUGUCCUCAUAUAAGAUUUUCAUGAAACUAAUUUCAACCAGUAACGUCAAUAUCAAGAUAACUUUUAUUCGUCGUAUGAAAAUGUUCGAUACGUUCCUUUUUCUGAAUCUAUACAAGAGACAAGCAGUGACUGUCAGAAAGCCCUAUUUCAUUGGACUUCACCUAUUGGCAAGUGUAUUCGACUAGUAUGGGAUUGCAUGUGUGCACCAGCAAAAACAAGACCCACAUCUACACCUUAAUUUUUGGGUGUAGAGAAGUUUUUUUUUUAAGAUCCAUAAGGAUUUUGCUUGC